UAAAUUUUCAAAUUUUUUUGAAAAUAUCUCAAAGGCAGACUAAAAUAGUCUGACGCUUAACUCGCUCACGUACACACGCAGAGAGAGAGAGAGAGAGAAUGGAGAGAAGCACACCCGUGAGGAAGACGUCCACAGCGGAUCUGCUCACCUGGCCGGAGGCUGCUCCGUCAAACUCUCCGGCCAAUGUAUACGGCGCUCGCUCUCACCAGCCGUCCGAUAAAAUGAGCAAAGUCCUCCACGGAGAUCAACUCACCGACGAAGAAACUCAGAGCCUAGCGAAAAAGAAGCCAUGUUCUGGGUAUAAAUUAAAAGAAAUUAAUGGUAGUGGUAUAUUUGCUGGAAACGGCGUAGAUGGUGCAUCAGAAUCUGAUGCUGCUAAUCAUAAUAACAGAACAGGGCUGCGUGUUUAUCAGCAAGCAAUGAAUGGAAUCAGUCAAAUUUCAUUCAGUACUGAAGAGAGUCUUUCUCCCAAGAAGCCUACCUCUCUCCCUGAGGUAGCAAAGCAGCGUGAAUUAAGUGGGACAUUGCAAAGUGAGUCAGAUGCAAAGACUAAGAAGCAGACAUCAGGUGCCAAGUCUAAGGAGCUCAGUGGCCACGAUAUCUUUGGCCCUCCUGAAAUUGUGUCUCGGUCAGUGGCUGCUGUGCGCACCUUGGAAUCAAAAGAAAGUAGAGACAUGGGAGAGCCUGCACCUCGAAAUGUACGGACGUCUGUCAAAGUUUCAAAUCCUGCUGGAGGUCAGAGUAAUAUUAUGUUUAGUGAAGAACCAGCUGGCAAGACAUCUAAAAAACUACAUACCCAGAAGUUUGCGGAGCUGACAGGCUAUGGUAUUUUGAAGGGUGAAGUUCCUCCUGGCUCUGCUGAUCAAAAGUAUAUGAGCACGGCUAAACUGAGAGAAAUGAGUGGCAGUAACAUCUUUGCUGAUGGAAAGGCAGAGUCAAGGGACCAUUUUGGUGGUGUCCGCAGGCCCCCUGGUGGUGAGAGCAGCAUUUCCUUGGUUUAAAUUAUGAGGCAAUGGUGUUUUCUUCAUAUCCAUUUGUGAACUUCUGUGUUGACUGAUAAAGCUUCCAUGCUUGAUGAGGAUUAAGAUUAUUGUACGUUUGAGUGUAUGAGUACUGUUUAUAACCCAUAAAUUGUUGGGUUUACCGAAGUCUAGAUAAUUGGGUUAGCUAUCUAUUUACCUAUGAAUUAGGUAAUAAUUUAGAUAACAUUUUAGCCUU
Messenger RNA from Alnus glutinosa, 1218 nucleotides. RefSeq lists its product as uncharacterized. NCBI's taxonomy places the organism in Eukaryota, Viridiplantae, Streptophyta, Magnoliopsida, Fagales, Betulaceae. The transcript is spliced from 5 exons. The record is from RefSeq and is a predicted model, not a curated record. Bases 99 to 1001 code for a protein of 300 amino acids.